UGUAUUCUUGGAUAACUCCGCACAAUCGGUCCUUCCUCACCUCUGCUGUAUCGCGACCACCUCACCAGAACUGCGCCUCCCCGCGCUGGUUGCGCUUCAGCCAGAAAACCGCAAAGAUGAUGCAUCCAUCGAGACAAGCCUAUGUGGAAGAGGCGGAAGUAGAGAGCAAAUGCUCUCUCUUUCAGACACCCGACACAGAUAUGGGAGGCAUUGACCUAGCCGAUCUCCCGACUGAUCGUGACUAUACCCUACCGACCGGCACGACUGGAGCUGGCGAGAAAGCCUCUGCCAUCCUUUCACAAUUCGAACAUAAACGCCGAGCAGCUGCCAUAGCUGUGCCAACCGCCGAUGCAAACGUCAAAGCCAGCCUGCGUCGUCUCGGCGAACCUAUCACGCUCUUCGGAGAAGGACCUGGCGAUAGACGAGAUCGAUUGCGAGAGAUCCUGACACUUCAGGCGGAAGCUGGCGAAGAUGGCUAUGUUGAGACUCAGAUGGGAGAUGCCGAGGAUCAGUCAGGCGAUGAGCAGGAAGAGUUCUACACGCAAGGCGUCCCACAACUGCUAGAUGCACGGAGAGACAUGGCACGAUACUCGCUACCUCGCGCGAAAGAACGAGUCGCAUUCCAGCGAGACGAAGCGUCAAUUGUUCUCCGAACCCAUGUCAAAUACCGCAAGAUUAUCAAGGAUCGAUUGCAGGGGUUCGAGCUGUACGGGUCGCAAGUCGCCGCCGACCGGCCGGUGGGUAUUGCACGGUUCUCUCCGAACGGCGAGUACAUUGCGGCCGGCAACUGGACUGGAAGUAUCAAACUACUCGACGUGCCGAACCUCGAUACGCAGCAGGUCUAUCGUGGCCAUACCGAUCGCGUUACAGGGGUAGCGUGGUCACCUGGAGCGACGCUUUCCGGAAGCAGCGUUUCCUCCUCGUCUGUGAACUUCGCCUCAGGAGGCGGUGGUGGGAACGUGCAACUCUGGUCGCUCGAUCAGACUGCCCCUUUAUCCACGCUAUCGGGCCACAAUGGAAGAGUUUGCAGGGUCGAGUUCCAUCCCUCCGGUCGAUACCUCGCGUCCGCUUCCGAGGACACAACUUGGCGUCUGUGGGACGUUGAUACGUCAACAGAACUACUAAUUCAAGAAGGUCAUUCCAAGGAUGUCUAUACCGUCAGCUUUAAUGCCGAUGGAUCCCUACUAGCCAGCGCUGGACUUGACAGCAUCGGACGUAUAUGGGAUCUUCGUACAGGCCGCGUUGUGUACGUCAUGGAGAGUCAUAUUAAGCCGAUAUAUGCCUUGGAUUGGAGCGUGGAUGGCUACCGUGUGCUUUCAGGCUCUGGUGAUGGCUUCGCCAAAUGCUGGGAUAUCCGUGCCAUGCGAGAGACGACUUCUAUCGGCGCCAAUGUGGGCGGAGUCACAGACCUGAAGUGGUUCAAGGGAACAGACGCGGCGACAAGUGGCAAGAAGCUUUCGAAAGAUGAGAAUGGAGACUUAAUCCCGAAGAAAGCAGGGACCUUCUUCAUCUCCUGUGGUUUCGACAAAAACAUCAAGAUCUUCUCUGAGGGAGAUUGGACCCUUUGCAAGACCCUGAGCGGGCACUCCGGGAAUGUUCUCAGCGCAGACGUCACCAACGAUGGAAAAUGGAUUUGCAGUAGCGGUCACGACCGCACCGUCAAGCUCUGGGCGAGAGACGAUCAAGAGGGAGUAUGAGUGUCUAGGAGUGGCACUGGAAAAUCGUCAUCAACGGCGCAGGUAGGCCGUAUGAACUACAUCACCCAAAGCAUCAUUUAUGCUUGAGAUCAUGCUUAGAAGGAGCGUCUCUUGCGCGCGGAAGUCUUCACCCGCUUCUAAUAGCAUGUCGAUAAAGUUGAGGAUACGAGAAAGCUCGGGACUACAUGUACUAAUUCAAACCCUCUCGAUACGUGUUGGUCCACGUCUGUUUCCUCUGUCAC
Messenger RNA from Mytilinidion resinicola, 1939 nucleotides. Its product is annotated as U4/U6 small nuclear ribonucleoprotein Prp4. Lineage: Eukaryota; Fungi; Ascomycota; Dothideomycetes; Mytilinidiales; Mytilinidiaceae. Gene Ontology annotation, cellular component: U4/U6 x U5 tri-snRNP complex. Gene Ontology annotation, biological process: mRNA splicing, via spliceosome. The record is from RefSeq and is a predicted model, not a curated record. Bases 117 to 1697 code for a protein of 526 amino acids. Gene Ontology annotation, molecular function: protein binding; U4 snRNA binding; U6 snRNA binding. The transcript has 4 exons.